Molecule: messenger RNA, 1431 nt
Organism: Colletotrichum fioriniae
Lineage: Eukaryota; Fungi; Ascomycota; Sordariomycetes; Glomerellales; Glomerellaceae
Source: RefSeq, a predicted model, not a curated record
AUGGCGGCCUCAACGACAUCGUCGCACUUCGUCAACGUCUAUCAGUCAGUCGACAAAACUAAACGUCCCGUUACCAUAUCUCUGGCAGUCGCGAGCUCGGCGCCCUCACUAUCUGGCGAUACGGAGGAAAUUAAGGCUACGCUACCCGAAUACUACACUGCACCGCCAUGGCGUCUUCUCUGGGAUGAUUUGGUGCUCUUCAUUAGAUGCAUCGGUUUCAUCCCCUUCGUCAUCUCUCCUCUAUGGUACCCUCGGCGAGAGGGGGUCCGAUACCCAAAGCUCGACAAGUCAUGGGUGCCGAGAUGGCUCCUAUGGGGCCCCAUCGAUAGCGCCAUCUCGGCCAUUCAAACCUGGUAUCAAGGCAAAGUCGACCCCUACUAUCCCUCCGGCGAGAUGGAUGAGCUCUAUCCUUCGGUCGGAAACCUUUGGUGUCUCUUCAUACACGGCAUCCUCAUCGUGACGCAACUCGCUUUCUUAAUUUCGCUGCCGUUUCUUGCGACCCUUCCCUUUCAGCUCUUCGUCCUUUACAUCGGCGGAUUCAUCUUCGUCAACUAUAUCUUCUGCUUACAGCUCAACGCCGGAACCGAGAACAACUUGCUCAAAUCCCAGCAUGCUCUGUGGCCGGAGGCGGCUAACUGGAAAUCGCUGGACCCCGAAGAGAACUACAGCGAAGAAUGGAUUUUUCUCAACGGCGUGUCCGUUGGGUCUGGAAUCAUCUUCGACCUUAUCCAGUGUCUCUUAGAACGAUGCUUCUACUUUGGUACCUCGGACACCAGAACUUGCUAUGCGCUCAUCACAGCUGCCCUGGAUCCUGCACAGAAGAAAGACAAAACCGUUCUCAUCCUUCACUCCCAAGGCGGCCUUGAGGGCAGCAUCAUCCUUGAUUGGCUCCUCUCCAACUACCGCCGAGAGACCUUGCAUAAGCUGGAGAUCUACACUUUCGGUAACGCCGCCAACCACUUCAACGAUCCCGAAACCUCUCAAAACGAACACGUUUUCGGGCACAUCGAGCAUUAUGGCAACACUGGUGAUUUUGUAUCCCAAUGGGGAGUCAUUCAUUUCAAGUCUCUAGUUGCCGAGCAAAGCAACCCUCAGCCAAUGGAUGGAAGACACCCCUUCUUGCCCAUCGUUGACGACAUCUUACGCCUGGAUAAGAGACAGAACACCUUUGCUGGACUACUUUUCGAGAACAACGUGUUGGGUCACCUGUUGAACCAGCAUUAUCUCGACCGACUCUUUCCCUUGAAUGAAACCCUGACUCGCGUCGUGGAGAGCAAGGGAAAGCCUCUGAUGGAAACCUUCAUGGCUAGGCCUAUGAGAGCUGGAAACGGCACUUGCGACGUCGAAGGGCACAAGGUUUGUCAAAAAAGCAGACUAUGGGAGUACAUCAACGGUAAAAAGCCAAAGGAUUAUGAUUUGCAGCAGUCAUAG